AUCUCAAAAAUGUCCGAUUGGAUUUGGCCGCUGGAGGCGCUAAAGACAACACCGUCCAUCAGAGCUGGUUUAACUAAAGAACAAGAGCUUCUCUGGCGCCGUGAAGGUAUCAAGCUGUUAUCGGAAGUCGGAAAUGCCCUCAACUGUAAACCGCGCCCCACUAUCGGUGUUGCAGCUGUAUAUUUUCAUCGGUUUUAUAUGAUUCACAGUUUCCAGUCAUUCAGUCGAGAGGUAACUGCACUAAGCUGUUUGUUUUUGGCUGGAAAAGUCGAAGAUUUCCCGAAAAAAUGCAAAGAUGUUUGUCAAGCGGCUGUGACUCAUUAUCCAGAAAUUUAUUCAAAGUACCAGAACCUUGUGGACGAUGUAAUGGGGCUGGAAAGAGUACUGUUGCACAGUCUUAAAUUUGACUUGCAUGUUGCUUUGCCGUACGAUGCUUUGCUGGAUUAUAAGAUGAUGUUUCCAGAUAUGAAUCGUGAGAAGAUUACCGACGCCGUUCAAAUAGCUUGGACAUUCAUCAACGACAGCAUCUACACCACAUUGUGCAUUACCACGGAGCCACAAAUGAUUGCAAUAGCACUUUUACAUCUUGCGUUCACUGUAAAAGGAUAUCAGCCUGUUCAGAAGAAUAUGGAUCCAUGUUGGUGGUCAGCGGAUGUUAGUAAUUGGCCUCAAGAAUCAGUUGACAAGGCAUGUCAUCUGGUGCUAGAUUUCUACGCUGCUACUAAAGAAAAACCGGUUCUGGAGAAAAAGAAGCUCACAACUUUUUAGUUUUCAAAAAUCUAAUAUUUCUAUAUUUUCUUGCUUCUUCUGUUCCAGAUUAUUUUUGUACAGAACACCUAAUCUUGGAUUGUGUUGAUCUCUUUUACCAAAUAAAUCUGAACACUU
This is a messenger RNA of Caenorhabditis elegans, 885 nucleotides long. It is a transcript of the gene ccnk-1, whose product is annotated as Cyclin-like domain-containing protein. NCBI's taxonomy places the organism in Eukaryota, Metazoa, Nematoda, Chromadorea, Rhabditida, Rhabditidae. Gene Ontology annotation, molecular function: cyclin-dependent protein serine/threonine kinase regulator activity. Gene Ontology annotation, biological process: regulation of transcription by RNA polymerase II. The coding region runs from base 10 to 768 and encodes 252 amino acids. The record is from RefSeq and is marked reviewed. The transcript has 6 exons.